AUGUAAUCCCCAUAUGUAAGAAAGAGAUAUCCUUCUAAAACAAUAGUUGUAAAAAAGAAUAAUUAGUUCUUUUCAUCAGCUGAACAAGGGGACAAAAAAAUCAAAUCCUCUAGAGUGAAUAAGGCGAUAAGAAAAAAAGGAGAUUUUCAUGACAAUUAAGAAUAAUUUUAAAUUAGUAAAGCAACUUAAAAGGCUUAGCAUAGUUCUGAGUCAGAAUCAGAUAGUGAUGAAUCAUUUUAGAAAUCUAUUUUAUCUGAGAGCUCAAAAUCAAGUGUAAGAUCAGCAAAAACCAUAAAAUCGAAGUCUUCAAAAAGACAGAAAAACAAUAUAAAAGAUUUGACAUAAAACUUGAUAUAACAAUAUCAAACAAUAUUAAGAAAAGCUGACAGUCAAAUGACGUAGCAGAAAUAGUACAUAAACUCAUAACAAUAGGGAGGAAAUAUAAUAAAAGAUGCUCGAUAGAAUAGCAGAGUAAGCAACUGCCUAGAUGUACGUUUAACCUUAUAAAGACAGUCAGUUAUGUGAAAGUGAUGAAGAGAAUUCUGAUCAUUUAUCAUAAUUAUUUUCAGACUUAGCCAAUGGAAAUGAUAAGUCAGAUAAAUCUGAUAACUCAAUUAUAAGUCUUGAAGUCAUAUAAGCUCAAAAUUAUAUUUCAAAUAGAUCAUAGAAAGAUAUUUAAUCUCCAGGAACACCAGAAUCUUCAAUCUAAAUACCAAAUGUCGAUUUAAGUGUAAGUAUUAAAUUUACAAUAGACAACCAAUGUUAAACAUAGAAUAUCUAAUUUUCAUAGUGCUUUUCCAGGAUUUAGUCAUUUAUCUGUCACAGAAUAAUCUUAAUCAUCAAACGAAGUAUUAAAAUUUAGAAUGUUUUAGAUUGAAAUUGAUUAAUUAUGCUAAUUAUAAAAUCACUAUGGAAAGAUAUAUUAAAAAUUGAGAAGUGUUAAUGGAGCUAUACAUAUAAAGUUCAGAAAAAUGAGAAGUUUCUCAAGAUAUAAAUUACUUUAUGUAAAAAUUAAAAAAUAAUAGAGAGUUCUUAUGAAGAUGGCUAUCCCUUAUUGAAAUUAAGAAAAAUAGUAGCUUAUUGUUAUUUGAUAACAAAGAGAUUAUCAAAGGAAAUAGUAAGAUCAAAAGUUUAUUAAUAUGUUUUAACAUUUGUAACUUUAGGAAACAUAAUUUUAUUUAUUUAGGAACAUUUAACCUAUUUUAAUUAAAAUUUGUUAGCAAUUUAUUUUGGUAAAAUACUUAUUGAUUGUUUAGUUUUUUUGUGGUUCUAUUUAGCGGAUGUUGUGCUUCAAUUGUUGGCCUUUGGAUUAUUUAGAUCUAAAUUUAUAUUUUUAGGAAGAAUAAUUGAUACAGUUCUAAUUAUAUUGUAUUAUUAUCAUUUAACUUACAAAAAUUCUCUAAUAGAUAUAACACCUUUAAGAAUGAUGAGAUUACUUAAAUAAUUAGGAGCAAUUUUUGAGGGUAUUUCUAAAAUAUUAGUUAGGAUUAUAAAGAAUGAUUGAAGCACUUAUAGAAUCAUUAAAAUUUAUUUUUGAAUUCACAGCUGUAGUUAUUUUAUUUGUUUUAUUUUUUGCAUCCUUAGGAAACUCUUUAUUUAUGGGUUUAUUCAAUGAACGCUGUUUACCAUCAGAAGAUGAUGAUUGGAUUUAAUGUAAUUAAGGAUAAUGUCCAGAAGGUAAGAGUUGUGUGAUCACUAAUAAUGCCUAUAAUAUUCCUACUAAUUUUAAUAAUAUCAUAUAUUCUUUUGGUUUGAUAUUAAAAACUGUUACAAUGGAUGAUUGGAGUUGGGUGAUGUAUUAUACUAUAAGAGCCUUUCAUCCUAUUGUUUGGAUUUAUUAUGUAUUAAUUAUUUUUGUAGGAGGAUUCUUUGGAUUCAAUUUACCUAUUGCUGUAUUCAAAACACAUUUUAGUGAAAUGUAAUUCAAAACUAUCUCAAAUAAAACUGAAAAAGUUGAAGCUAUAAGCAAAUCAUAAUUUUAAAAGAUCGAUUUCUAUUAUUAUGUUAAUUAAAUGAAUUAAUAUCUAUUUUCAAAAUAGUAGAGUAUUUUAAUUGAAAAACCUAGAAUAAAUAAACAAACUUAAGCUUGGGAUAUAAAACCUAAAUUAUUAUUAGGAAGCAUGAUCAACCAAUACAAAAUUGAUUAAAGUAACUUUGCAUAAUUCAAAAAUACUGUUAAAAACUUUUCUUUUAAAUAUAUUUUACUUCCAAAGUUAAAUGACAUAGCAAAGUUUUACAACAGUCUAGAUCUGAAACUAUUUACAACAGAUAUUAAAUAACAAAUGAUUAUUAAGUAAUUCAGUAAAUCUUUUCUAUUGGAAAAAUAUGUUGAUUAUGAUUGUAAUUAUGUAUCUACAAGUUAAAUUGACAUUUUAAGAUAAUCUAUGUUUUUAUUUUUAAAAACUACAGAUAAUAAACCAUUUGUAGGAUAAAAAAAGAAGAAAUUUUAUUAUAAACUAAUUUAGAGUAAAUAAAAAUUUGUACAAAAUCCUAGAACUAGUAGAUCUGAAUUGACUAUAGCAAGUAUUUAAGUAAAUGAGAAUGCUAAAAUGAUAUUACCAAUUAAGAUUUCUUAAAGAAUCAAGAAAGAUAAUCUUAAUACUUCAGAUAUUCAUGGAUCUAAAUCUAGUUUAAGUUCUAAUAACUUAAAUCAAGGCAUUAAAGAAUUCGAAAGGGAAAAAAGAAAAUUUCCUUAUUUUAUGAAAUAGCUUUCUAUACCUUAAGAAAGUGAGAAGAAGCCUUUUACCUAAUAUUAAGAAGGUACCUUAAAAAUCCUUGUAAAUGGAGUAUAUUAGGAUUAUUUAAAUGUUUAAAAAAGAAUAAAUACUAAAAUUCAUCAAAAAAAAUAAGAGGGACCUAGAGUUUAAGAAGAAUACACUAAAUUGAGAAGAAAAGAAUUUGAAAAAAAAAUAAUAAAAGCAAAAAACUGGUCAGGUAACAAUGUUCUAAUUAGUUCAUAUUAAUUGAUUUAAAAAUUUGAUGUUAUUUUUAGAAGUCUAAAUUAAAAAGAUAUUGAAAUUUGGCCUAGAUCAUUGAGUGGAAUUGUACUAAAUUUAAGGAAAUAUGCUUUUUAAAUAAUACAUUUUAAAUUAACUAAGUUUUUGUUUGAUUUAACUAUUUUAAUUAAUACAUUAUUUUUAGCCCUAUAAGGUAUAAUAGAAAGGAAAAUAAUAGAUAAAAUAGAAGAUAUUGCUACAGUGGUUUUAUCAACAGAAAUUAUUUUACAAUUAAUUGUAUAUUAGCCAAGUAUUUAAAAAUUAAUAUAUUAGAAAGGAUAGCUAAAAAUAAGCAUCAUGUUAUUGAACUUUUGAUUGUGAUCCUAAGUUUAAUAGAAUUUGGUUUUAGUGAUUAUUUGAAUGUAAGUGAACAAUAUCUUCGAUUAAUGAGAUCAACUAAGUGUCUCUUGUUUUAUCGAUGUAUACUCUACAUUUAGAUGGCUAGAAUAAUUGGAGCAAUAGCAUCAAUUACAUAUAAAUCUUAUAUUUAUUUGGCAUUCUUAAUGUUUUUCAUGAUUUUAACUUUUGGAUUAAUAGGUAUGGAAUUAUUUUCUAAUUAAUUUAAUGAGUAUCAUAAACAAGGAUAUUUGUAAUCUUUUGAUGAUCCUGCUUAAGCAUUUAUGACUGUCUUUAAUAUAAUGACAAAUGAUGAUUGGUUUGGUGUUUAUCGUAUUGGAACUGAAGUUAAAAAGGAAUUAGCAGUGACUUUUUCUAUUGCUUUAGUUUUUACUUUAAAUUAUUUUAUUUAUGGUAUUGUGAUGGCCAUUUUACUAGAUGGAUUUAGUUAAUAUUUAGAAAGGGAAUCAUCAAAUGAAGAGAAUGAAUUUAUGAAAGAAAAAAUAAAACAAAUAAAUAAACUUAAUAAAUAAUUAGAUUCAGAAUAAACUGAUGAUGACUCAGAAACUGAAAGUUCUAAUUCAAGUUCAUCUUCAAUUAAAUAAUAUAAAGAAUUAGCCAAUAAUAUAAUACUUAACAGCAAUCGAAAUCAAAGAAGAGAAAGCACUUCUCCAGAAAACUUAUUAGCUUCUUCAAGUAAUGUAAGAGAAUACCAAUAAAAAAGAGACAGUUGUUUUACAGAAAAAUUAUUUCAUUCUCUUUAAUUUCCUCCUCCUAGAAAUAGGAGACCAGAUUUUUUGAAUGAUUAAAAAAAGAAAAUCAAAGAUGACUUUAAUAGGUUGAAAAAUAAAACUAAUAUUAAUCUUAAUCACUUAAAAGGUUAAGAAUCAAAAAAAAUAAAAUUAAUAUAAGAUAAUAUUUAAUAAAUAGAAAAAUAACUUCUUAAACAAAAUCCAAAAUUAUAUACAGGGAUUGAUUGUUUAUAAUCUUACUAUGUUUUUCAUAAAUCAAAUAAUUUUAGAAAAUUACUCUUCAAAAUCAGUUAAAGCAAUUAUACUAAAUAUUUUAUUGAUAUUACAUUACUCUUAUCUGUUACUUAUCUAGCUAUACCUAAGGAUAUCUAAUAAAAGCCUUUACUCGUUACAUUAUUAUUUAUUCUAAACUCUAUAAUUUUUGUAGAGUUCAUUGUAAAAUCAAUAGCAUAUGGAGCAUUUAUUAACAAAGGGUCUUAUCUGAAUGUAAAAAUAUUAUUUAUAUAUGAUAGUAUACAUGGAAAGUAAUUGAUUUGGCUUACAUUAUUAUAUAUUAUAUUCAAUUUUUUAAAAUAGGUUAUUUGCCCAUUUUUUAAGUUAUUGAAACAUUUUUAUUUUUUAGACCUUUAAAGUUGCUUUACCGAAUAAAAUGGGUUGCAAGAGUGAGGGCAGCUUUGACUUAAUCAUUAUUUGAUAUAAUAAAUGUUUUUGUUGUUCUCUUAAUGGUUUGGUUGAUGUUUGCUGUUUUUUCUAUGAUGUUAUAUGCAGACAAGUUGGGUUAUUGUGAAGAGCAAUUUAAUUAUGAUAUUGGUAUAGAGGAAUGUUAAGAAUAAGGUAAGAAAUGGAUAGUUUAUAAACACAAUUUCGAUAAUAUUACAACAGCAAUGCCUGCACUUUUUGUAAUAUCAACUUUUGAUGGAUGGGGAGCAAUCUUAUGGGCCUCUCAAAAUAGUAGAGAAUCACAUUAUGGUCCUCAUCCUUACUAUAGUUAAGCUCCGACUUAUGUAUUUUAUCUAGCUUUUUGUACUAUUGGAUCAAUGUUCUUUUUGUAACUAUUUACUGGAGUUCUUUUUAUUAAUAUAAAAGCUAAUUCAAAAUAAAUAGAAAAUUAACAAUUGACUCAAGCUUAAAUAGAAUUUAAAAAUGUUACUGAGAUUAUAUUAUUUGAUCAUCCUGUGAGAUCUUCAAUACCAUAAUCCUUUUUUAGAAAAAUGUUAACAAAUUUAGUCAUCAGUAAAUUUAUGAACUUUUUUAUGUUUUCUAUUUUACUCAUUAAUUGUGUAACAAUUAUGAUGAUAUAUCAUUCUGCAGAUUUUGAUUAUAAUAAAAUCAUAAAUUUAAUUAAUCAUGCAUGUACAAUUAUAUUUGCAAUAUGGCUAUUAUUUUAGGGAUUUGUUUUAGGAAUAAAUAGAUUUAAAGAUAAUCCAUGGAGAUUAUAUACAACAAUAGUAAUUAUUUUAGGUGUUAUCGAUUUAUUAAUAGAUUUUAUUUGGAAUUGGUUUUAAUAAUAUGUGUAAUCUACUUAAUUGACUCCUAAUUAUUAAUUAUUAAGAUUCAUGUAUAUGCUUAGAAAUUUGAAAGUGAUAAUCUUAUUUUAAGGAUUGUAAAAUCUUUAAAGAUUAGUUAGAGUAAUAUCAUUUGCAUUUCCCUUUAUGUUUAAAAUCUUAUUUAUUUUAUUGAUAAUAAUGGUAGUAUUUGCUUUUUAUGGUAUGAUGCUAUUUGGACAUAUUGAUAAAGGUGAAGUGCUUAAUGAUUUAAUAAACUUUAGUAAUUUUUGGUUAGCAAUGUUAGCUUUAUUUAAAUGUGUAAGUGGUGAUGAUUUUAGAAGUAUAAUGAAUGAUUGUAUGCAUCAUAAUCCUUAUUGUUAAGAAGAUCCAAAAUAUUGUGGAUCUCCAUAUUCAUAAAUAUAUUUUAUUUUAUUUAUGUUAAUUUCUAAUUAUGUACUAUUAAAUUUGUUUGUGUUGGCCAUGAUUGAAUAAUUUGAGUUAUUUUUUAAUAAUCAAGAUUCAAUUCUUUAAACCUAUGUUGAAAAUAUAGAUACAUUUAGAAAGGCUUGGUUUAAGUUUUCUUGUAACCAUGGCUAAUUUUUAAAUAUCAAAAAGUUGCCAUUUCUACUUUAAGAAAUAAAGGAACCCUUAGGUUGUAAAUCAAAUGAAAAUUAAUGGGAUGCAGCUAAAUUUAGUUUGUAGUAUAAUUUAAUAUGUGAUGAAGAAAACAGAAUAUCAUAUAAUUAAUUACUUUAUGAAAUAUUCUUUCAUAGAUAUAAAAAAUAAAUUUUAAGUUAAUGUUCUGAAGUUGCAGCAGAAAAGAUGACAUAUUAUCAUAAAACAAUGAAUUUUAGAUUAGCAUAUCAUAGAAGAGGAUUGGAAUUCAGAAGAAGCAAUAUAGGUCCAUAACUUAAAUUUAAAGGAAAUUGUAAUGCCCUUUACAUUUAAUUAACUGCAUUAACUACUUUUAGAGUGUGGAAAAGCUACUCUUAAUAGAUGAUAUAAAAUAUACUAACUGAAUAACAAUACUUUUCUGAUAGAACUAUUAAAGAUACUGAACCAAUCAGGCAUUCGAUUUCCUAAAAAAGCCUGGAAAGUUAAGAAUCAAGGAUUAAACUUAAUGAUAAACCAAUUUAUUAGAAAAGAAGAUUUGGUAGACUUAAAAGAGUUUCAUUAUAAGGUUAAUUGAAUGACUAUUUACCUGGGGAUUUAAUUAAUGUAAAAUAUGUUAUUUUAUCUUCUAGCCUAAAUAAAUUUUAAAAAGAAAAAGUAGUUUUGGAAUUAAUGUAGAAGAAGGUAAUGUUCAAUCAGUUUAUGAUACUGUGAAAGUACAAAAAAUGAAAUGA
Paramecium sonneborni is the source of this 6917-nucleotide messenger RNA. The record is from the annotation of a GenBank genome assembly. Lineage: Eukaryota; Ciliophora; Oligohymenophorea; Peniculida; Parameciidae.